UCCCGGACAGAGUCUUUGCUCUUACGAGCGGCUGGACCUAAACGGUGGCGGGCUCGAGGACCAGCCCUGUUGUGGUGGCUGCUAUGAAGCUGCUUUGUUUCGCGGUCCCGGCUCUUUGCCUCAAGUGAUGGGACCCACAGCGGCUGCUGCUGCUCCUGCUAGAGCAACGAUUGCAUCGCGACUUCUUUCUGCCGUACGCUCGCCCAGCGGCACUGCAAGCAAGUCUUCGCCAGUAGCGGCCGUUACCGCGGACUCGUCUCCGCUACCCAUUUUCUGAGGGUCCUGCACAAGACCCAGUGCUGCAGCCGCACUCUCAGGGCCGCUUGUGACCCGAGUGGCUUUCGUUUCUUACAGCGGAGCCAGAGGGAGCAACCGCGAAGCUUUUGUGUUUCGCUCGCUGUCGGAUGGUCCCGCAGCGCGGCCAGGAAAGCCCCUUUGGGAUAACCUGGGGCAAAAGGAAAACAAAGCUUUGGGCUGCUGAACUCUUCUUCGCCGUUCUGACAAUAGCCGCUCCAGUUGAGAAGCCGGGACAAUUCUCUUCAAUCAACUUCUGGAUGAUUUAGGACCCCGCUGCUUAUAUUAAGCUAAUUUUGGAUUUACCAAUUGGAAAGUGUUGGAGGCUUUUGGAAAAGUCUUCCCUUUCCCCCUCUUCUAUCAGCUAUCCCGUUUGGCAUGAGACUAUCGACAGGCUCCACCUGGAGACAAUGUUUGCAGAGUUCGUUCAUGUCUAUCUCUUUGGAUUGAUAUGUUUCUCUUCAGGUUCACGUCUUCGUCAAGAUGAUUUCCCACCUCGAAUUAUUGAACAUCCUUCGGAUUUAAUUGUUUCUAAAGGGGAACCAGCAACACUGAACUGCAAGGCUGAAGGCAGACCAGUGCCAACUAUUGAAUGGUACAAAGGAGGAGAAAGGGUUGAAACUGAUAAAGAUGAUGCUCGUUCUCAUCGGAUGUUGCUACCGAGUGGAUCUUUAUUUUUCUUACGUAUAGUUCAUGGCCGCAAAAGUAGGCCUGAUGAAGGAGUUUAUGUCUGUGUAGCAAGGAAUUACCUUGGUGAAGCUGUGAGUCACAAUGCAUCACUGGAAGUAGCAAGUAA
Python bivittatus (Burmese python) is the source of this 1090-nucleotide messenger RNA. The record is from RefSeq and is a predicted model, not a curated record. NCBI's taxonomy places the organism in Eukaryota, Metazoa, Chordata, Lepidosauria, Squamata, Pythonidae.